Messenger RNA from Capsicum annuum, 1419 nucleotides. Its product is annotated as hydroxycinnamoyltransferase. The coding region runs from base 38 to 1153 and encodes 371 amino acids. The transcript has 2 exons. Gene Ontology annotation, molecular function: acyltransferase activity, transferring groups other than amino-acyl groups. NCBI's taxonomy places the organism in Eukaryota, Viridiplantae, Streptophyta, Magnoliopsida, Solanales, Solanaceae. The record is from RefSeq and is a predicted model, not a curated record.
CCUUCAAAUUUUUUUAUUUUUUUUAAAAAAAAACACUAUGGCAACUUGCAAUGGAAAUGGAGCACCAAAAUUUUCCUCAAAAUUACAAGUUGAAGCAAUUCAAACAGUAAUACCAAUGAAGAUAACUGAUCCACGUUUAUCGAGGCGAGUCGUUUUACCUGAUACGUUUCACUCAGGCGAUUUACAAAGGCGAUUCCAUAUGGUUUUGUAUUAUAACAAAGCGUCAGAGACGGAUUCAGGAUGGAUAGUUGCUGGUUGGUUUAAAGAGUCAUUAGGAAGUGCAAUAGUUGAAAAUCCAAUAUUUGCUGGAAGAUUAAGAAAAUUAGAGGAUGAUAAUAUUAAUAAUAAUGGAAAAUUUGAAUUAGUUUCGAAUGAUUCUGGUGUUAGAAUGAUGGAAGCUAAUUAUCCAAAGAAUAUGGAUGAUUUUAUUGAUUAUAAGAAGGUGGAAAAUGUUGAAAAUGAACUUGUUUAUUGGGAAGAUAUUCAUGAAAUUAGUCCUCAAUUUUCUCCACUUUUCUAUGUCCAGGUGACAAAUUUCAAGUGUGGAGGAUACUCAAUUGGGAUAAGUUGCAGCCUAUUUCUAGCUGACCCUUUUGCCAUGACAAGUUUUUUAAAAUCUUGGUCCAAUAUUCACAACAAUCUUGUUUCACAAAUUGAUGCACCAAAAAUACCGUCAUUUUAUACACCAAAUUUCACAAAAAUUGGCUCUUCACAAAACCUAUCUAUUACUAGCCCAAAAACAAAAAAACAAAUCACCAAAACUUUUAUUUUCAAAAAUUCCAAAAUGAAAUUAAACAACAAUGAAUCCCUAAAGAAUCUUGCAUCAAAAUGUAUUGGAGAAAUUGAGAGCAAAAUUGGUAAAAAAAUUUCAUCAAAUUUUACUUUUUUGGUGAAGGAGAAUUUUGAAAAUAUUAAGAUGGAAAAUUGUUCAAGAGAGGAGAUAAUUAAGAAGGAAAAUGGAUUAUUAUCUAUAGUAUUAGCAAAUUGGGAUGAUUUGGGAGCUAAUAAAGUGAGAUUUAUUGAAGGAAAUAAAGCUAUUCAUAUUUCUUAUUGGAUUAUUAAUGGAGAAAAUAAUCAAGAUCUUGUGAUGAUUAGUCCAACUCAUGAUGAAGAUAAUCAUGAAUUAAACAUUAUAAUUACAAUCUCUAAUUAAAUUCUUGAGAUUAAAGUUAUAAUGACAAAGUUAUAAUCAUUUUUCCAACCCCACCAAGAAAAAAAGAAAAAAAAUCUUGGGGUCCGAUCCUUUUCUGAAUUACACGUGAUCAUGAAAUGUUUUGUGCAUCGAGCUGCUCCGCAUUUUAUUUUGGAUUUGUGGUGGAAUUGGUUCUCUUUUAACUUGUUGUUUAAGGGAAUUGUUGUACUAUUUUUAUUUAUUUUAUAUAUAUUGUAUUCUUGGAAAUGAAAAUUAGCUUUUGUUUG